Brettanomyces bruxellensis is the source of this 1770-nucleotide messenger RNA. RefSeq lists its product as uncharacterized. The coding region runs from base 1 to 1770 and encodes 589 amino acids. The record is from RefSeq and is a predicted model, not a curated record. Gene Ontology annotation, molecular function: carbohydrate:proton symporter activity. Lineage: Eukaryota; Fungi; Ascomycota; Pichiomycetes; Pichiales; Pichiaceae. Gene Ontology annotation, cellular component: membrane. The transcript has a single exon. Gene Ontology annotation, biological process: carbohydrate transport; transmembrane transport.
AUGAAUAAAAUCGAAGAUAACGAUAGUUCUGCUUCGGAGCUGGAUGUUCCCAAAGCAGAUAAUGAACAUAUCGAAAAUGCCGCACCAAAUGAUGUCGAUGACGAGAUCAUUACUCGUUUCCUUGGUGCUUCUGAUGAAGUGAAGGAAGGUGAAAAACAAGAGAAAGAGAUGGGAUUCAAGGCUGCCAUCAAAGCAUAUCCCAAAUGUGCAAUCUGGUCUGUUAUCCUUUCUAGUGGACUUAUUAUGGAGGGUUACGAUACCUGCUUGUUGAACUCUAUGUAUGCUCUUCCAAUUUUCUGCGAACGGUUUGGAACUUAUGACACAGGUUCUAAGGUUUGGGAGAUUAGUGCCAAAUGGCAAAUUGGUUUGAGUAUGUGUGUUAACUGUGGUGAGAUUAUUGGUUUGCAGAUGUCUGGUUGGUUUGCAGACAAGUUUGGUUAUAGAUAUACUUUGAUUGGUUCCAUGUUUUUCCUUGCCGCCUUUACCUUUAUCAUCUUCUUCGCAAGAAAUAUUGCAAUGAUUGCCGUUGGACAGAUUCUCUGUGGUAUUCCAUGGGGAUUCUUCCAAACGUUAGCCGUUUCUUACGCCUCUGAGGUUUGCCCAUUAGCUUUGAGAUAUUAUCUUACCAGUUAUGUGAAUGUCUGCUGGGUGUUUGGUCAGUUGUUUGCCUCUGGUAUUAUGAAGAACUCCCAGGAAAGAAUGGAACACAGUGAUAUGGGAUGGAGACUUCCAUUUGGUCUCAUGUGGAUCUGGCCUGUUCCUAUUUCUAUUGGUAUUUUCUUGGCACCAGAAUCUCCAUGGUGGUUGGUGAAGAAGAAUAGACUUUCACAAGCAGCAAACAGUUUGAGAAGACUUCUUUCUAUCAAGGAUCCUAAUCAAAAGGAAAUUGUUGUUGAUACAAUGGUUAAGAGAAUGAAAUUUACCGGUGAUAAGGAACAGGCUAAAGGAGAUAUCGGAACGUACUGGGAAUGCUUCAACAAGAAGAACUGGAGGAGAACUAGAAUCGCCAGUAUGGUCUGGAUUGGACAGAAUCUUACUGGUUCGACAUUGAUGGGAUAUUCUACCUAUUUCUAUGAGAAGGCAGGAUUGUCAACAUCUUUCUCAUUUGACUUCAGUAUUAUUCAGUAUUGUCUUGGUAUCGUUGGUGCAGUUCUUUCAUGGAUUAUGUCCAAUUCGAUGGGCCGUGCAACAAUUUACAUUAGUGGAAUGGCUAUUCAGACCGUUCUUUUGUGGAUCACAGGUAUUCUUGGUUUCGUCCAUCAGACAACUGCCAUUGGAUGGGCCGUUGGAUCUUUAUUAUUGAUUUUCACCUUGAUAUACGACAGUACUGUUGGACCUGUUACUUACUGUAUUGUCCCUGAAAUUCCAUCGGGUAAAGUUAGAACCAAGACUGUUGUUAUUGCAAGAAACCUUUACAACAUCGCAGGUAUUUUCAAUGCUGUCAUCACUCCAUACCAGUUAAAUUCUACACAGUGGGAUUGGGGUGCUAAGAGUGGUAUUUUCUGGGCCUGCUUUGCUACAUUCUUUUUGGCAUGGUCUAUCUGGGAUCUUCCCGAAACCAAGGGCAGAACAUUUGCCGAUAUCGAUCAGUUGUUUGAGGAGCACGUUUCAGCAAGAAAGUUCAAGAGUACUGUCGUUGAUCCAUUUAACAAUGCUAAGAUGCUUCAGCAAUUUGACAAGACUAAACUUAAUGAGCUUGCCAAUAUUAAGGCUGAAAACCAAAUGGCCGAAAAUGAUUCAGAUAUUGAGAAGGCCAGUGUGGCUAACUAA